Messenger RNA from Drosophila eugracilis, 2338 nucleotides. It is a transcript of the gene Nepl11, whose product is annotated as neprilysin-1. The transcript has 2 exons. Gene Ontology annotation, cellular component: plasma membrane. NCBI's taxonomy places the organism in Eukaryota, Metazoa, Arthropoda, Insecta, Diptera, Drosophilidae. Gene Ontology annotation, molecular function: metalloendopeptidase activity. The coding region runs from base 345 to 2120 and encodes 591 amino acids. Gene Ontology annotation, biological process: protein processing. The record is from RefSeq and is a predicted model, not a curated record.
ACGGGUAUAAACACACAAAGCUCGACAUUUUGACUCGUUAUCGCCUACUGGGUUAUCAUUUCGUGAUUUUCAUAUUCAUUCCAGUGCCACUUUCGGGGACAGGGGAAAACGAAUGGAAACGCGAUUAUUUGGGAUUUAGAAAUAGCAUUGGCCGCCCAAGCGACUUAGUGUGUUUGAGAAGAGGUCUGAAAGCUGAUGUGCGGAAGUGUGCCGAGUCACUAGCAGCGACCCUUGGCAUUCCGACCUCCGAGCAGAAAAUCAAGGCCUAGUACCUUCGACAUAAGCGGUGUACAGUGGUGGAUUUAUUUCAAUUCGAGUGGCCACAGAAUCAGCACUGAACUAAAAUGCUCUCGAUUGUACUAGCUAUUCUCUUAAUGGCUGUCAUUGCUUGCGGCCAAGAUUCCCAGACAAGGGAGAACGACCUGCUGACAUUUUCGUACAAGCUCGAGCAGUACCUGGAUACAAGCAAGCAGCCUUGUCAGGACUUCUACGGCUAUGUCUGUUCGCGCAGUGCCAAUCUCAGCCAGACAGGAAGGGAGAGAUUGCAAAGCUUGCUCAAGGAAGUGGAAGUCGCUCAAUUGAUGGACAUGGAACUCCAGUUGGUUAACUUCUUCAAGUCCUGCGAGAAUGGACGCGGCAUAGAGGCGCUCAAGGCGUCGCAGCUGUUUAGGCUAAGUGGGGGUUGGCCUGUCCUGGAUGCCAAUAAGGUUAACGCCAGUCAGCGGUCAAACCAGGCCCAGAGUUGGACAGCUAUUCUCGGGUACUUUCACGAAGUGGGAGCUCCUUACUUUUUUGAGGCAGUAGUAACCAUACAGUCAAACAAGCGGCUCGUUGUGUUGCAGCCCGAUUCCACGCACCGCAACACUUUAAGAAAGUUUGAGCAAAGAGUAAGCGAGGUCCUGCAGAGCUUUGGAAUCGAACAAAGCCGCGCCCACGUAACUGCCCUUGAAGUUCUCAGCUUGGAGCGCAGUCGUAGGGACAUUGUAAAUGCGGAGCAUAUAAAGGACCAGGUGGAGUUCAGCUACGGCAAUUUUAAGCGCAUUGCUUUUGAAAAUUCCACGUCGGCCAAAGUAGACUGGGAUGGAUACUUUCGGAAACUGUUGGGCGGAAAAACACCCCAGGCUAGUGAUACGAUAGUAGUCAAAGAACUUCCUAGAUUGAUUGAAUACAUCGGGUUGCUCCAAAAUACCAGCAUGAUUCGGUUGCUCAACUGGAUCUGGACGGACUAUUUAAUGGAUAUCGUGGAUGCAGACUGCCAUCAGUUGGCAGAGACUUAUGCAGGCGACGUUUACGCUCAUGUAAAGCAACGGGUCACAGUAAAUCGACCCGAAUUGGCUCAAAUGUACUCUACGCUGGGAAAAGCGUACGUGAACCAGCUGGUCGGCAGUGUGUGGAUUGAUGAGAUCUCACAGCAGAGCUCAAAACAGUUCUUAGGCACCGUCAUGCAUCUAACCCUUAAUGGAGACGAACGCUUGAACGCCGCAUACCACGAGAUCUUGCUUGGCCGUCGGAGCCUUUAUCGCAACCUUGAGAAGCUCCGUAAGUUCCAACGUCUCAAGCAUCCGCCCUCACAAUCCAAUCAACAGGUGCGCCGGUACGGCCAGGUAUUUUCUGCGGUUAGUGCUCUUUUAGGGCAAAGCCACCUGAGUACACCUCUCAACUACCUUCUAUUAGGUGAAUUCUUUUCCCGAAGUCUUGUAGCUGCCGGUAGCAGCUCUCGCACACCGGGCGCGUGGCGAGGCUCAGACUCGGAGUGGCGAUUCAGCAACUUUCAAUCGUGUGUCGCAGUAAAGGAGAGUGCAAACGACGUCCUUCUUGGCCUCCUAUCUCAAAGGCAAGCACUGAGUGAGUACCAGCAGUGGCUAUCUACCCGAAAGACGUUUCACGAGAAAAUGGACGAACUUCUAUCCGCCGGACGAACUAAGAUGACCCUACUGAAACUCUUUUUCGUGGGUAGCCUGCUCGUGGAUUGCCACCCCGAGCUGGACAUCUCUGAGCAAGAUUACAAGCGACAGGUAACGCACGCCAAGCUGCGCAACUCGAAGGAGUUUGGAGAGGCCUUUCAGUGUCGCCCCGGUGAAAGCCUCUAUCUGCAGCACCACCUCUGCAAUCCCUUCUAGUGUCGGACCUUGAUGCGAUUGUGCUAAAAAUCGAUAGAAAGUGCUUGUAACUACUGCAGGUCUCUCUUAGACCAACCCCCAAUCGAUUGAUUUUUUUCCUUCCCACUACACACAUUUGCACCCUACGGCCACGAACCCAACUUAUUUUUCCAGAUAGGUUACGUUACGUAUGAGCGAUUAAGAUACAAAAUAAACGAUUAGAUUUUCGCUUGCAAUAA